This is a messenger RNA of Alternaria infectoria, 234 nucleotides long. RefSeq lists its product as uncharacterized. The record is from RefSeq and is a predicted model, not a curated record. Lineage: Eukaryota; Fungi; Ascomycota; Dothideomycetes; Pleosporales; Pleosporaceae. The coding region runs from base 1 to 234 and encodes 77 amino acids. The transcript is spliced from 2 exons.
AUGGCGCCCACCGCGCCGUCCUCCAACUCGGUCACCACCAGCAAGGUCACCAAGACCCAAGAUCGCAACCGCAAUCGCGUCUUUGGCCUCAACAGCAAGGAUGAGAAGAAGGCCGCCAAGAUCAAUCGAGGGCAAGGGCAAGGCGAAGGCAUCCGGCCGGGACACAAGCAGCGCAUCCGACCAAGCCACGAGCAGCACAUCCGGCAAUGGCAAGGAGCCAGAGAGGCGGUCUAA